This is a messenger RNA of Spinacia oleracea (spinach), 606 nucleotides long. RefSeq lists its product as uncharacterized. The record is from RefSeq and is a predicted model, not a curated record. The coding region runs from base 1 to 606 and encodes 201 amino acids. NCBI's taxonomy places the organism in Eukaryota, Viridiplantae, Streptophyta, Magnoliopsida, Caryophyllales, Amaranthaceae. The transcript has a single exon.
AUGGGGAAGGAUCCACUUCCUUAUGGUAUCAUCAUUGGAUUGGGAAUGCACCUCUUUACACUAUGGAGGAUGUUAAUUAGGAUACCAGAUUGUAAGGCUCAUUGGUUUGUGCAUAACAUUAUCAAGAACGGGAAAUGGUAUUUAGAGGAAAUCCAACACCUUAUUCCUUCAAAUAUUAAAAACCUAAUCUUAGCUUACCCACUCUCUAAUAAUGCUGAUGAAGAGGACUUUAUUAGAUGGAGUUAUUCUAAGUCAGGGGAGUUUGAAAUUACAUAUGCUUAUCAUAUUCAAAGAUUAGACACUCCCCCUAUUCCACUCUCUAACAAUUUCUCUCGGAGAUCUAUUUGGAAAAUAAAAUGUCCCUUCAAAUACAAAAUGUUACUCUGGAAUUGUUGUCAUGAGAUUCUUCCAGUGGCUGAGAAUUUAAACAAAAGAGUUAGAGAGAUUAGUCCAAACUGCUGCAAAUGUUCAAAUGCUAAUGAAGAUCACAUUCAUUUGUUCAGGGACUGCUCUCAAUCCAGUGUUCUAUGGUCCUUUAUAUUUCAAAGAAUUUGGAAUUUACAUAACUUUGAUUUUAAUUCCUUUUAUAAUACUCCUUGGAAUUGA